UGCCACUGGUGUCCAAGAUCUGCCCCAGCGACACCUACAAGGUGUGGAAGAGUGGCCAGAACCUGCGGGUGGACACCACACUGCUGGGCUUUGACCACAUGACCUGGCAGCGGGGCAACCGCAGCUUAGUCUUUCGGGGACAAGACACCAGCGCGGUGGUGAUGGAGAUUGACCACGACCGGCGGGUGGUCUACUCAGAGACUCUGGCCCUGGCCGGCCACGACCAGGAGUGGCUCGACACCAAGAACAUAGCUUUUGAGAGGAACAAAUCCGGAAUCUUGGGCUGGAGGAGCGAGAAGACAGAAAUGGUGAAUGGGUAUGAGGCCAAGGUCUAUGGUGCAUCCAACGUGGAGCUGAUUACACGGACACGGACCGAGCACCUCUCGGACCAGCACAAGGGCAAAAGCAAAGGCUGUAAGACGCCCCUGCAAUCCUUCCUGGGCAUUGCUGAGCAGCACGUGGGGCCCAACAACGGGGUGAGUGCCCCAGGCAUCACAGGACACUUUUUUCACGCCAACCCCACUGCCAUCACCCCCGAGGAGUACUUCAACCCCAACUUCGAGCUGGGCAACCGGGACAUGGGACGGCCCAUGGAGCUCACCACAAAGACACAGAAGUUCAAGGCAAAGCUGUGGCUGUGUGAGGACCACCCGCUGUCCCUCUGCGAGCAAGUUGCCCCCAUCAUCGACCUCAUGGCAAUAAGCAACGCGCUCUUCGCCAAACUGCGGGACUUCAUCACCCUGCGCCUCCCAGCCAGCUUCCCUUCCUGCUGUUUUCUCUCUCCUGCAGAAAUCCCCAUCUUCCAUAUCCUCAACGCUCGCAUCACCUUCGGCAACCUCAAUGGGUGUGAUGAGCCUGUCAGCUCCCUGCGGCACAGCCCCAGCAGUGAGGCUCCCUCACCCAGCAGCGACUCCUCCAGCGUCAGCAGCUCCAGCUCCCUCACCUCCUGCCGAGCGUGCGAGAUGGACCCGGCGCUGUUUGAGGUGCCGCGGGGGUACAGCGUGGUGGGCACCCACCAGGAUGCCCUGCGGGAGGAUGAGGAUGACCUGCUACAGUUUGCCAUACAGCAGAGCCUGCUGGAAGCAGGCAGUGAGUACGACC
Acanthisitta chloris (rifleman) is the source of this 1101-nucleotide messenger RNA. It is a transcript of the gene ANKRD13B, whose product is annotated as ankyrin repeat domain 13B. The transcript is spliced from 10 exons. Lineage: Eukaryota; Metazoa; Chordata; Aves; Passeriformes; Acanthisittidae. The record is from RefSeq and is a predicted model, not a curated record. The annotation marks the transcript as partial. Gene Ontology annotation, cellular component: cytoplasm.